This is a messenger RNA of Schistosoma curassoni, 200 nucleotides long. The record is from the annotation of a GenBank genome assembly. Lineage: Eukaryota; Metazoa; Platyhelminthes; Trematoda; Strigeidida; Schistosomatidae.
AUGGGCAACGCCUUCCACUUUGUCUGAAGCUGGAUUUUACUUCCCAUUUAAGUUCCCACUUGACAUUGUAUUUUGUCUUGAAUGUUUAGUUAGAUUGUCAUCUUGGGAACCAACUGAUGAGCCAUGGAGCGAACAUAUCAGACAUUCACCUCAAUGCAGCUUUGUGUCAUCUCCAAAUUCGAAAAGCAUACCUAGCACAU